This is a messenger RNA of Conger conger (European conger), 5538 nucleotides long. Its product is annotated as LIM and SH3 domain protein 1-like. The transcript is spliced from 7 exons. NCBI's taxonomy places the organism in Eukaryota, Metazoa, Chordata, Actinopteri, Anguilliformes, Congridae. Gene Ontology annotation, molecular function: actin filament binding. Gene Ontology annotation, cellular component: focal adhesion. The record is from RefSeq and is a predicted model, not a curated record. Bases 520 to 1206 code for a protein of 228 amino acids.
CCUGGUACAGAACAUAAUCUGGAGAAGUAGUUGGAGACGAGUGCAUAACAACGCCACCCUCAAUUUCGAAGUAGUCCUAUAUCGAACCUCAUCUUUCUUGCAAUCACGUUUAGCUGUUAUCGCACUUUUUCCACUAUUCAGACACACAUAGCAAGACGAACGGUGAAACGCAUAGGGGCGCUCACAAAACCGGCUCCUGCCCACCUGCCAGGGGCAUAGGUGAGGAGAGUGUCUAGUUUCAUAUAUGCGAGUUCGACAGUACCGCCCCUCUCCAUUCUUCAAGCCAAGAACGCGGCGGAUCGCGAUUGAGUUGCACUCGCACUCGCCCUCGCAAUAUUUGCAGAUUCGUACUCUUGACAGCUAGCGGCGCGAUCAGAACGGCGGCAGUCUUGAGGAAUUUGACUACUCCAUUAUUUGAGAACCUAGUUAUACCUAGUCUAUUGCGAGUACUGGUACGGUUUUUUAUUAUUAUUUUUCAUUUUUAACACCUAGCUCAGAGCUAAGCAUAGACUUGCAAAGAUGAAUCCGCCGUGUGCCAGAUGUAAUAAAGUCGUGUAUCCCACGGAAAAAGUGAACUGCCUGGACAAGUACUGGCAUAAAGGAUGCUUCAGCUGCGAAACCUGCAAAAUGACUCUAAACAUGAAGAAUUACAAAGGCUUUGAAAAGAGACCAUACUGCAAUGUACACUACCCCACGAGUACCUUCACCAGCGUGGUCGACACGCCCGAGAACCUCCGACUCAAAAAACAGAGCCAAAUACAGAGCCAGGUGCUGUAUAAAGAGGAGUUUGAGAAGAGUAAAGGGAAGGUCAGCACUGUGGUCGACACUCCGGAAAUGCUGAGACUCAGGAAGACGCAGGGCCAAAUCAGCAACAUUAAGUACCAUGAGGAGUUUGAGAAGGCCCGAAUGGGAGGAGAGACUCCCCAAAGCCCGACUGCAGUGUAUCAGCCGCCUGCCGAGCCUGUUCGCCAAGCUGCAGCUGCACCUGCCCCUGCCCCCGCACCUGCACAGUCACCGCCACCUAGUGCUGGGAAGCGCUACCGGGCUGUGUACGACUACACUGCUGCUGACAACGACGAGGUGUCGUUCGUGGACGGCGACGUGGUCCUGGACGUGCAGCAGAUCGACGAGGGCUGGAUGUACGGCCGCGUGCAGCGCACGGGCGAGCAGGGCAUGCUGCCCGCCAACUACGUGGAGGCCAUGUGAGGGAGGGAGAGAGAGAGAGAGAGGGAGAGAGAGAGAGAGAGAGAGAGAGAGGGACAGAGGAGGAGAAAGUGAGGGAGAGAAGGAAAAAAAAAACCCCCGUGCCAUCUUGUUUUUAACACGCUUUCUGUUUACUCCCGCCACUCGGUUCGUUCUUGUUCUCUCUCUGCACCCGAAAACCCGCUCGUUCACAUCCGCUCCCCCCCCUCCCCCCUGACCUCCUUCCACUGAAGCAUCCGCCUGUCUGUCUUUGUCCAUCUCGAGGUCAAACGCAGCCACGGGUGACGCCCAAGUCUUAAUGCACACACAGUUGAAGUACAAAUUAUUAAACCCCUCCCCCUAAAGCGCUUCCAGCAGCUAUACAUACGGCAAGCUUCAUAAUAAAAGUCUUAAACGCCUCAGGUGACCGAUCUCCAUGUCACUCAGCAUGCGGUUGCCAUGACAGAAGGGGGCUUUGUGGAGGGGGAGGGGUCUGAAAAUUCUCCCAUGUUGACCUGUAUCCAUAAGGCAUCUCGGUGUAGGAACAUUUUCCAGGAUCAGUUUUUCCUUUUGGCUUCGGUGUAUAGACAGAAGACGCCUGAUCUCAGAUCAGCCCUUAUUCUCCGAGAUGCUUUCUGAACACAGGCUUGGUUCUUCUCGUGUCUGGAACGCUGACUCACUUGCAGCAGCCAGUGCCCACCCACUACUCUUGCUGCGUGGCUAAUCUCCAAUCCGGCCCCAGCCAUUCAGACAGGCAGAUCCACAGGGAAUCGCACCUAAAGUACUUAAUGCAUUCAUCACUAAUACAAGCCAUCGUCUCGAUACAUUCCAUUCAUUCAUCCAUCCUGAUACCCCAUUGCUGUUGCCCGUCUAAUAGAAAGAUUUUAUAUAUUUAUAUCUGUAUUAAUUAUUAUAUAUAUCUAUUACUUGUGGCUAGUGUGUCCAGCACAGCAUUAUGGGUAUUGGAGUAAAACUGGAACUACAUCUUUACUGAGAAACAUCCCAAUUUGGCACUUCGGUUAGACUACUGUGAGAGCUCCAUUAGCUCGUUCCCAUGCCGCUUACUGCAGUGCGGAGACUGCACCCCUCACUGUUAAACUUGAGGAAACAAGAACCAACCAGGGUCAGUGGACGGGGGUAAAUGUCACUCGGACUAAAAUACGUUUUUGUUUUGUUCGUUCUUUUUUUAUCAUCGUGGCGCACUGAGGGACAGAACGGUGGCGGUGCUUCGCAGAUCGUUUGUUGUUUUUGUGCUUGUGGCCUAAAAUGCCUUCAUUUUUGUUAAAGACCAAGAUUUUCUUAUUUUUCUUAUUGGUUGUGGGGUAUCGAAGGGGGGUUGCUGCAGCAUUACUAAAACCCCACCCACAGACCCAAAAAACAAUACUAGUGGAAUCGGGAGGAUGGAAGCUAAGCACAAUUGUGAAAAGAGUAAUUCUCAAUAACUUUUAUCAUUCCGUAGUUUUGUUCUGUUGAGUCGCUGUCCUGUGUUGCAGCCAGGUGUAAUUCCGUGCAGUAAACCGAGCGGACAGGGAUAAAGGUUUUUGUUUGACGUAAUUAUUGUUGCUUUUCGUCAUUCCGGUAUCGUCGUUGUUCGUUGUGGUUUAGUACGUCUUUCUCUUUUUCCAUUACAUUUCUUUCAAGAAAGGGACAGAAUAUAUUAGACCGUUCAAAUGUAUGAAAUGACGAAUCUGGCAGACGUUUCGACUUGCGUCCACAGAAAUAUUCGGGUCUCACCUCACGCUGUAUCUUCGGAAUCUCGGAGUUGUACAUACUUGUGUGUACUGGUCUCCUGUUUACUAAACAUUCCCUAGACUGAGGAAUCCUGUUCACAUUAUUUCUAAGGAUUGAGUGUCCCUUGAUGGCCUUAUUUGCAUAUUAUCAGUUCUCCCCUGGGGGCGGAUAGUUUAAUUUUGAGGGCUGCCUUUACCCGUAAGUUCAGCAAGUGCUGGGUGGAAACUUUGGAUAACAGGAAGUUGCAUCAACCUCAUUAAAAAGUGUGCUUUUCCUGCACGAUUUCACGAAAGCAUCACCCAUACUCUCCAGUGGGUAUUCUGGCUCUAUUCGGGCCACGGCAUCCCCAUGCAUAACGGCCGGUGGGACCACUCGAUCGCUUUCCAGAACAUUCCACACUGAACCUUUUUCAGCAGGAAUGCACCGAUCAGGAACUACCGAUUUUCAGAUUCAAAGCGUCUCAACCACAGUCUGAGGACUCGGGUGUGUCGUAAACACGCACAUCAAAAAAUAAUUCUAUGGGUAAAGCCAAAGGCUAGUGUCUCCCGGAUGCAUUUAACAUCUGCAGAUCUAUUUCCUGAUUAACCAGGAAAAGUCACAUCCCUGUUUGGAGUCAGGAAGAUUAGUGGACACCAGACCUGGGCCAAUACGUUAUGUUUCUACCUUUCUAUGCUUUACUGAGCUUGUCUGGUGUAUUGGAACCUAUAAAAUACUCGCAAAAAGGGCAAACCCCGCCUUCUGGUCCUCUUGGUUGGCUCAAUUUCACCAGGCAAGAUCAAUCGAGCACAGAGGAGUAUUUGAAUCCAAAACAAAUACGCAUUUGGACCAAGUUUGGUGGACACACAACUUAUGUGCAUAUCAAUUAUCUGCUAGAAGCCUCCAUGAGCAUUCACGGGGACUGAAUUAGCAAGGCUGGGGGAGAUAUCUUUGUUUUGGAGGGAAGGUUCAAUUUCUGGGGUUUUACUUCUUUUUUUUAUAUUCAAAUUAUUUUCUCUUUUCCCCUCACUGUUGAGCAUCCUAUUCCCUCCUUCCCUCUUCCCUUCCCUUCUCUUUCAUCAUUGAUUCCUCUUGUGACGCACUGUGAAUGCCGUAGCCGGAACAGGAUUAUAGAAAAAACGAAAAUAUAAAAAAGAUACUUUAUUUUCUGCAGACAAAUAAUGCCUUAGGCUGUAGCUAAAGGGUAUUUGAGAGUUAUGUAUGUAUUUUAAGAAAAUGACAUGAAAUAAACAUAUUUCAUGGGAUCGGGGAUUUCCUGUAAAACUGGGGUGGGAGGGUGUCUAUGUCGAGUAUUGGAAGUUGUAUUGUCUGGGGUGCUUCUGUUUGUUUUAAUGCAGCCCUGUGGCUACAGACACUGGGGAUCAGAGCUUGGGGAUUGUGAUGUCAUUGGCGAAAGUCUGACAAAAUAAAAAUCUAAUAAAAAGCACACUUCCGAAUUUGAGUAUCUGGGUGACUGGCGAUGUCGCUAAUAGCAUGGCGCUGAAAUAUCUUAUCCGCACAGCUGCUAUCCCUUACGAUAAGUAAUAAUCAUUUCCAUAAUCUCUUAUCAAACGACAAUUAACCACAAAUGCAUCGCUCCUCAAAUGUACUCCACGUGGUUCUCAGCACUUAUAGAUCUGAUAUUUUACUGGUGACUGGGUUACGGUUCGCUUAUCAAACGUUGGGAGCUUGCCAAGUGGAAUAGGUCCUCAAAGAUUGUAAAUAUGGGCAACGCAUUGGGAUGAAAUGCAGUAACGAUGCGCUGGGGCAAACGGUUUCGCUGGUUGAAAAUGCAUAUUGUAGCCUAGGACAGUGAUUCUCCCGAAUCGAGUCUCUGAGGUUGUGGGGAUGGGGGCAGGGGUGUUGUUGCUGAAUUAGGAAAACCGUCUAAUAAUAACCUUGCUGUGAUGAAUGGUCUUGGUUUUUCUCUAGUUGUGAGGGAUGGAGUAGUCCGUGAGGUCCGGAAGAUUGUCUAAUUGCGGCUUUCACAGGGAAGUAUCUAUGUGGCGAGCGAGCUGUGCAUACAUCGAGUGUUACAUCAGCUGUGCACUGAGAGACCGGGGUGGAGAAAUGGAGAAUACGUUUUCAUAGCCCUGUCCGGUCAGGAAAAAGGCGGUUAUGAAUGUAUCCAUUCCAAUGUUGCACAAGCUGUCAUGUAGAAGGUGCAACGCUCAUAUAUAUUUUAUGUUGCCUACAUGUUUUUUUCCGGAAUAUAUUCCUCUCCCCUGACCCUAAUGUACCCUGAUGUUGCUGAGGUUUUCCUCAGCCCUUCCUUCCGUCCUCUCCGCUCCGCUUUCCCUGUGAUCGCCCCUGUCCAAUUCUCAUCCCAUUCCAAUGUAUCACCCCUGAUUCAUGUCUACGUUUCAUUUUUUGCUACAACUGCUUUCUUUAAUUUAGUAUUCGGGCUGGAAAAUUGGGGAGGGAAAGGAAUUGAAGAAAUAUAAAAACCUUUAACCAUGCAUUCCAUCUUCAACAAAUUCCUUUUUUUAUAUAGCUAUAUAUACACAAAUUCAUCCAGAUGUUCGAAAACAUUGUCCAACGGUUGAGUUUAAAGAAUAUGACUUGAUUCGCUUCUCUUGUUGUCGUGCGACAGCACUUCAGCUUGUCGUGGCUCAUUCCCCAGAUUCAAUAAAAUUACAUUUUUACCCA